Prunus armeniaca (apricot) is the source of this 327-nucleotide messenger RNA. The record is from the annotation of a GenBank genome assembly. Lineage: Eukaryota; Viridiplantae; Streptophyta; Magnoliopsida; Rosales; Rosaceae.
AUGACACCAACAAUAAAUGCCACGCAUCCCGAGCAUCCGACAUGUGUCCGCACUGUGUUGCAUACCCGAGGCAAGCCAGCCCUUCUAUGGGGAGUUAGGGGACUCACCAGGCUGACCGAGCACUCGGCCACUGCCGACCGACCAGAAAAAUGCUCGCCUCUCCACUCAACUAUUGCACACCUUGACUCUUCCAAGAUGUUUCCCAAAUCGGACAGCUCGGUAAAAAAACAGACAACUCCCCACCCAAGGGAACUUUCCCGAAGAGUUGGGGGACUUGUUGACGCUCGGUAUUUACGGAGCCAAGCUGCCCGCUUAGAACAGUGUUAA